This is a messenger RNA of Tigriopus californicus, 2871 nucleotides long. RefSeq names its product toll-like receptor 4. The record is from RefSeq and is a predicted model, not a curated record. Gene Ontology annotation, molecular function: transmembrane signaling receptor activity. The transcript has 2 exons. Gene Ontology annotation, biological process: immune response; toll-like receptor signaling pathway. Gene Ontology annotation, cellular component: membrane. The coding region runs from base 529 to 2352 and encodes 607 amino acids. NCBI's taxonomy places the organism in Eukaryota, Metazoa, Arthropoda, Copepoda, Harpacticoida, Harpacticidae.
AAAAAGUGAAUAACGGAGGUUGGUCGCGCAAGUACAUGGUAGGGAGUACGAGUUAGACACGGGGUAAAAUAGUAGAGAGUUUUAGCAAGAGAAUGGAAGAAUGCUUGUUGAAGCAGAAAUGUAAUGUUCAGUUACAAUCCAGAAGUGCCAAGUGUCGCUUUGUCAUCUCAGAGAGAUCUAAUUGACCAUCCCUCUUUUCACUUGAUCUAUCUCAGUUUCGAGGUGAAGUGCCAAUGGCAAAUAUCUAUCUAUUCGUGGACAUUUGAAGAGCCGAAAAUACCUUGCCCCUUACCCAAAUUGGAAGUGCAUACUUUGCGGUGUGGAGGCAAGUGUUCUCAAACAAAUGCAAUUGAGGUGCUCAUUGUUACAAGAAGUUAAAGAAGAAAAAGUGCCUAUCAAUUUAGUCGACAUCAUGGCUUCAGCAACAUGUAUCUCGAAUUCGACGAUCAUGUGAAAGCUGAAACGACACAAGGACAGCGUUUGGCGCUCCAUUGAACCUCACCUGUGGUCGGCAAAGUCACCUUUGUUAUGCAGUGGGGCAGCCUACUUCUCAUCUUGGUGGUUUCCGCAUGGCAGGAAAUUCUGGCAUUUAAGUGCCACUCAGAAUGCCCAGAUUGUGCCAACACCUCGUGCCAAGUGCCAAGUACUCCCUUCAGAUACAGAUUCUUAAAGUCUGAGCUCACUAUCAUUUGUUUAUUGAGAUGGAAGAGCGACGACAUAGGAUUGGACAAAUUUGUGAUAUCCACUGGAUCGUCCUUCGAAAACGUAAAAAAACUUCAUAUCCAAAGUUGUCCACUGAUUGAUAAAAUAAUGGCGAAAUUCGAAAAGCAUGGGCUUGGCCAGGGAUUAGAGGACUUCACUUUUACCACCACUUUCAAAACAACGAUUAGUGCGAAAUUGUUCGACGGUCUAAAGAGGAUGACCUCGCUACGCCUCAAUGGAGCUCGGUUGAACUUCAAGCCUCAAGAACCACCGUUUUCAAGGCUUAAAAAUCUUACCGACCUUCACAUGAUAUCGUUACGCUUCCAUCAAGAUCCAUUCAGCGAGAAGAUAUUUUUUGGAUUGGAUUCCUUGGAGUCGUUGACUCUGCAACAGCUAGAUGUCGCCAACAUUCAAGGUAAUGCCCUGGGACCAUUGUCGAACUUGAAGAGCCUGACACUUCAAUCACUGAAGUGUGCCUUUCCUGACGAUCUAUUUUCGUCUUUAAACGGAUUACUAGAUCUUGCUAUCAAAAAAGAUGAAUGCUACCUUUGUCCAAACGGAAAACGACUGAUGAGACGGUCCUUCUUCCAAAAUCUGACCCUUCUCCAAAGCUUCGAAUAUGUCGGCCAACAUCAAGGAAAUGAAAGCAAAAUAACGGAAUUUCAGCCUGGUGUGUUUGGUACAAAUUCGCAACUCCAAAAUUUGACCUUGAGUGGUGUACAGCUUCCUUAUGAUGAUCUCAGUGUAUUUUCCAAUUUGACGAGCUUGGAAAAUCUUGUUCUGAUUGCCCCAGGCCUUUUACGUUUUGAUUCAUCUCACCUCAAGGUCAAGGCCUUGAACAUUACCCUCACCGGUAGUCAAUUCAGACAAGACAAUUGCCAAUUCCUGCGGAAUAUUUCAAGUUGCAAUGCAAGUGUCACCACUGCUUUGGCUGUGACUGCGCCAGGCAUGGAUGACAAAAAAUCAAUCGGUUCCAUUGAUAGUUUGUGCAAAACUUACGACCUCAAGAGGAAAUGGUUAUUCAUUGUAGUCAUUGGUAUUGUGCUCUGUUUUAUCAUCGGAGGGUGUGCGUAUUGGCAGAGAAGACGGAAGCCCUAUUUUCGGACAGUCGCAGUCGAUGAUAUCGCUAAAGGAGAUCAAUACGACGUGUUCGUCAGCUAUGCCAACGAAGAUAGCGAUGCGGCUGAAAAGAUCAUGACUUACUUCAAAGAGACCCGUAUCAGCUACAUCAACCACCAAGAGCAUUUCCAAGUAGGCGAUCCUAUCGUGGAAAACAUAGAAUGGGCUGUGCGAUCUAGUCAGAUGACGUUAAUCAUCUUGUCUGAACAUUACCUCAAGAGCUCAUGGUGUAUCUAUGAAUCAGAGACCGCCCAGACAUUGGACAAGAAGCUGGCCAUCCUUUACCGAGGAGACCAAUCCCUUUCCGAGGAACAUUUUGCCCGGGCACCCAAACUCUUCGAUAUUAUUCGAACCCAAACUUAUCUCAGCGAAACGGACGACUUCUUAGCCAGGUUAACCCGUGUCGUGCAUGGCCAGCCUGUGAUCUCAAAAUACUCGAAGAACCAUUUUCUUCUCCCCAAGCUUCGAUGGUACUGGUUCAAAUCGGCACACUCCAUUCCAGUGAGCACAGAACUGCGCUCGCUCGAUUGAUCUGUGCUUCGUCAAUCCUUCAAGCCCACUCCCGUAACUAUGAUACUCCAAGCACCGCCAGAGACUUUAUGAUGGUCCUCCAUAUUCCAACAGAUUCUUAUGGUCGAUGGAUCACUUGUGAAUUGGGUAACCCUAUGGAUGUACUACGUACGUGACAUUGGCUUCGAGCCGUUGGGGUCCAUAUCGUUUACAAGUUCUCUUCCAACCCCGCGUCCCCAUCGAGCAUCAUGGGAUACCUUCUGCCCUCUUUCAUUGAAUUGCUCAAAAUGAAUUAUCAUUUACGAUUUGUCUUUAUGUGCCAAAAUCACCUAGCCAAACCAUGCCCCUCCAGCCCGAGAUCAAAGGACGCCCAUUAUCGUCAUCGACGAUGUAUGAUGCGUCCUUGAAUUGGGGCCGUCCCCAAAUGGGCUUUAAAUCGGACUCCACGGAGCCCGUCUAGUAUGUCCGGGAUCUAUUUAGCGUAUACGUAAUUGUGUAGCCAAAUGUGAAAAGGAAAUAUAUUGAACUACAUCCGUCGUA